GUAAGAAAGGGUGAGUGAUAAAGGGUUCUUUAUAUUCUACAUAUCAUCAUUUCUAGUCUUUAACACAUUUGAGAGAAAUCAAAAAGUGAAUUCUGUAUUCUCUUUCCUCUGAAGGGUGUUUUGUGAUGGGCAAUUACAAGUUCAGAUUAUCAGAUAUGAUGCCCAAUGCCUGGUUUUACAAGCUCAAGGAUAUGGGCAGAGCUAAAAACCAGUACUCUACCAACACAAAUUCUCAAUCCUUGAAGAAAAAACAGCCAACUUCAUCUACAACAACAACAACAACAACAACAACACAAACACAACUAUCAAAACCAAAACAACCCCACCACCAUUAUCAGUAUCCAAGAAAGUCCUAUUAUUUCACUAGGGAGAUUAUCCCUAGUGAUAAAUUCUACAAUUCUCCCACAAAAACAAAAUCCUCAGACAUCGAUUUCCCUGACCCACCAAGAAAAUCAACCAAACAGAGAAGACUGAAGAGAAGAACCUCCAGUUCUGUUCCCAAGAUUGUCAGUUCAUCCGUUUCUGCUGGCUGUAGCUGCCAUGCCACAAUCUGGAACAAGUCUGAUUCUCCGCAAGAUUGUUCUUCUUCACCACUUGAUAGCAGCUCCCCGGAGCCACAACUUCUUCAGGAUUGUGUACCUGAUUACAGGUGUGAUAAAGUUCUUGCUUCCGAUCACUCUUUUGAUAGCAUGUUGGCCUGGUCAAACGCUCGUAGCUGCAAAGUAGAUUCUGAUAAUAAUGCGAAAGAUAUCGUUAUUGAUGUGGAUAAGAAAUCUCUUGAGCCUAAAAAUGUCGAUGGGUUCGAUAGUUUAUCUGAACUUGAACUCCGUCCCAUCAUAACCAAGCCCUCCAAGGUCAACGACACCAGUGAGCCAACCAAGUAUAGAAGAAGUACAGCUAAAUAUGAACAAUCAAAUGCUCACGGUUCACUGUCUGUUAAGGUUGUGAAAGAAGAGAGAAUCAAUACUAAAGAACACAAGACGAGUCCAGUUAGAAAAUGUUAUGCUAAUUCUCCUGGAGUACGUUUGAGAACUAAUUCUCCGAGAAUCGCAAGUAGGAAGAUUCAGGCUCACGGGCGAAGGAGCACUUCAUCGAGUUCGAGUAAUUCACGGAGGAGUUUGUCUGAUAGUUGUGCUGUUGUGAAGUCAUCAUUUGAUCCUCAAAGAGACUUCAGAGAAUCGAUGGUGGAGAUGAUUGUGGAGAAUAACAUCAGGGCUUCAAAGGAUUUAGAGGACUUGUUGGCUUGUUAUCUUUCAUUAAAUUCUGAUGAAUAUCAUGAGCUCAUUAUCAAGGUAUUCAAGCAAAUCUGGUUUGAAUUGACUAACGUUCGGAUUAAGCAGUAAUAAAUGCAUCCAUAAUUCCAGAUAUGUAUAUACCUUUUUUGUUUUCUCUUUAAUUUCCAUUAAGAGUAAGAAUGUAGUUGAGCAUAAUUUCAUCAGUAGCUUCUUCAAUUAGCAGAAAUUUUUAGUAGUUUUCAA
This is a messenger RNA of Pistacia vera, 1478 nucleotides long. Its product is annotated as transcription repressor OFP1. Bases 126 to 1343 code for a protein of 405 amino acids. The transcript has a single exon. Gene Ontology annotation, molecular function: DNA binding. Lineage: Eukaryota; Viridiplantae; Streptophyta; Magnoliopsida; Sapindales; Anacardiaceae. The record is from RefSeq and is a predicted model, not a curated record. Gene Ontology annotation, biological process: negative regulation of DNA-templated transcription.